CACUGGAUGUAUUUUGGGAGUAGGACUUGUUCUUUCACUUAUGAGUCACAGUAGCCAAACAGAAUCGCGAGUGCAUGUUUCUGCUUCAUUGCGAAAACUCUGCAAAUACCUGGACAGCAGUGAAGACCAAAGCAGAUGGGUCCAGGAGGUACUUGCCUAUUCUGUAGCCUGUUCCUGCAUCUCUGCUUUCAGUGUUGGAAUCAUAGAAGCAGCUGAGGCUGAGGAAGCCAUGAACAAGCUACGGACCUUAGUGGAAAAUAAUCAGCAGACCCACGGUUUUGCUUUAGCUCUAGGUGCAAUAGUACAUGGAUUAUCAGCUUGCGGUCACGGGAAAGCGGACGACCUGAGUAACAAACUAAUGCCAGCCUGGAUAAAAAUUGUGCUUGCAGAGGGUUCUCCAACAAUGCAGCGUCUAGCUGCUGUCAGUGGGCUGGUUGCACUGGUGGGCUCUGAAGCAGGCGUGAUACAGAUGAAAUCUGAGAGCAUUCAGUCCUCCCAGUUUCAAAGUAAGCUGAAUGAAGUCAUCAGAAUCCUUACACAGAUAAUCAGUUUUUCGGGGCAGAUUGGCCUUCAGACAAAUGCAGCAGGACUUUUGGGACGCCUUCAUAUGUCCUGUUUGUGUUCUACCCAGAACAGGGCAUCUGUUCCUCCAGAUUUUAGCUACUUGCCUGAAAACAGCUUUAUCAGGGCAGCCAUUGACUUUGCCAUUGAAAGUGGAAAGAAAGGCCCUGAAUCUGUCCCAGCUGAGCUGGUGAAAGUAGCACUGGCACCCAUUGCAUUAGUUGGAGAAAGCCAUCAGUAUCCACCUGUAAACUGGGCGUCCAUUCUUUCUCCUUUGAUGAGGCUAAACUUUGGUGAUGAGGUAAAACAUCUCUGCCUUCAACUGGCUGUGACACAGGCCCAAUCAUCUCAAAAUGCAGCAAUGCUUUUGGGGAUGUGGGUGGUGCCUCCCCUUGUCUACAAUCUCAGUAUGAAAACUCAGAAAUACCUUUUCAUGACCCUGCCUCUGUGGAUGAAAUAUGUUGCAGAAGACAAACUACAGUCUUUUAUAGAAGUGUUUUUGAUACAACAAUUUGAAGUGAAGAACCGCACAAAAAACCGAGAAAUUUGCCAGUGUGUUUUACAGGGGCUCAUGCAGGCAAUGAAACUUCCAGACCCUGCCCAGUACUGCUGGAGCUUUCUGUGCCAAGCUGUGGAUAAAAUAUUUGAGCUUCUACCAAAUGACAUUCAGAGAGGCCAACUGGAGAUGUAUAUUGAUGUAGCAAAAUGUAUCUCAGAAAUGGCUGAUUCAGAGAUUGAUCGCAUUGUCCAGAUCUCUAAGAACAAUAUAGAGAAGGCCACAUUCACGAAAGUGUAUUUAAUUUCUCAAGGCAGACUGCCUCUGAUGAACUUCAGUGCCGUGAUUGAUACUGUGGCAAGAUAUCACCAGAAAGAAAAUGUUUUAUGGAUGCUCUUGCACGGUGUCUAUCAUGCUCGUAUUGUGAGCCAUGAAAACACAGGAGUGCUGAAAAGAAUGGAUUGGCUGCUAGAUCUGAUGGGCUACAUCAGAAAUUUAGCAUACAAGUCAACAACCUUACAAAAUGUCAAUCUUAAAGAGUGCAUAGAUUUCCUCCUGUGGCUGUUUGCAGCUUCUGUGGUGGCCUGGGCUGACCACAGUGCACCGUUACUGCUUGGCCUCAGUUCUGACUGGUCACCGUGGAAGCACCAGAUGAUAAUACCGGAAUUAUCUGAGGAUCACAUUGGCAAGCACCCCAUUGACAAACUUGCCGUGCAAGAGAUUCUCACUCUUCUUCCAAGCAGCAUUUCCCUUUUGCUGGCUAAAGAGCCUUGGAAAGAACAAACACAGAAGUUUAUUGACUGGCUGAUCAAUAUGAUGGAAAGUCCUAAGGAAGCAUUAUCAAAAUCUUCCACGGACCUGCUGAAAGUUACACUUCUGGCCUUGAGAUCUCUUGCAGAGUUCAAGAAGAAAGCAGUGUGGACUAAAGCUUACGGGUGGUAG
This is a messenger RNA of Cariama cristata (Red-legged seriema), 1999 nucleotides long. RefSeq names its product focadhesin-like. NCBI's taxonomy places the organism in Eukaryota, Metazoa, Chordata, Aves, Cariamiformes, Cariamidae. The annotation marks the transcript as partial. The transcript has 16 exons. Gene Ontology annotation, biological process: regulation of post-transcriptional gene silencing. The record is from RefSeq and is a predicted model, not a curated record.